UAAAAACAAAAGUGACAGUGGGGAAAUCAUAUGAUGUCACUGCGGAAGUUCAUGCAUCCUCGGAAUAAAUACAAAAUAGAACCCAAUUUCAAGGAACUAGCGGAAAUUUAUCCAGAGUUUAAAAAACAUCUUGCGACUUGAAUAGAAACUGAAAAAAUGAGUGAUAACAAUUCCGUGAACAACAUCACAACGGAUUCGAGGUUAUGUGAAGGGCGAGACGAUGGGACCACCCCAAAUACUUCCACAACUAUCAAAGGCCCACGAAGAAAAUCUGCGAAAUAUUAUCGUGAUUAUAGAGCACGAAAGCGAGCAGAGUGGAAAAUAGAGACGAUGAGUUUGAUGGGCGAUCCACUAGCAGUUACUGAUGGUACAUUGAAGAAGAGAAAAUCACCGGCAGAAUACCAGAGAGAGUACCGAGCCCGUAAAAAAGCUAAGAAAUACAAUAUAUCCACUACUUCAUCACCUUCUCCAGAGGAAUGUACUGCUAGUGAUUCAUUGACCAGAAGUAAUCCGUCAACGACUGCUGGAUCUUCUACGAGCAAUCUUGUCUGUUCUACAAAUUCAAUCCGUAGAAAAUCGGCAGCAGAAUAUCAACGAGAAUAUCGAGCGAGGAAAAAUGCUGAACGCGAAUCUAUAAGGGCUGCUCUAUCUGCGAUCACUAAUGACAGUUCAACGGAAAAUAUGCAACUUAAUGGAGAUAAAAGUGUUUCUGCUAACAGAAAUGCUUUUUCAGUAACACCAGUCUGCGGAUUAACGAUUUUUAAGUCGCAAGGGGGAACGUUCGAUGAAGUGAUUUAUUAUCAGGAAAAAAUUCAAGAUCAACAGUUAGUUUACGUCGCCACCUCGAGAAUUGUCUCCCUCGAAGAUCUCUUUAUUAUUCCACUUAACAAACAGGAGAAAUUUCGUCAUGAGAAGGGUAGUAAGGUCCCUUCACCCGUGGAUUUGCGGAAUGAGGUGAUUCAGCUGCGAGAAAAUCCAUUUUUUACGUUGGAUGAACAAUUGUAUGAAUUUAUCAAUUCGAGAAGAAACUUGUCAAUAGUGUCAUUCAAUUGUCACAGUCUUCAUGUACAUGCCAACGGCGUUACAGAUAGAGUUUUUCAUAAUUCGAAUAUAUUGAUGUUAUCUGAAACAGUUGGGAGCAAUGAUGAAUGUCCUGUAUCGAUGCCCAAGUUCGAUUUUAUUGUAAAAUUUAAACGUAAUGAUACCAGGAAUUCAGGUGUAACUGUUGAUCAUCAUCGAGAUGAUGGAUGUUAUAUUACUACUCCGCAUUUAGAAAUAAAAACUCCUCAGUCUAGUAACUCUGGUCCAACGAUAUCAACAUCAACCGAAAUUGGUGAUUUAUGUGGAGUAGAAUGCAGAUUCAUUUCUACUGCGAAUGAUCCGAGAAAGUUGAUGUUAAUUGCUAUUUACAUAUCCCCAGAUGCAGUCAUUAGGGAUAUAACAUCAUUUAUCGGUAAAUCUCUAUUGCCACUGUGCGGUAUAGGUUCACAAGCACUUGCAGAUAUCAUUGAAGAAGAGGCUGAUUAUUGCCAAUGGCCUGUCAUUCUUGCGGGAGAUUUCAAUGUGAACUUUUCAUUGGCAGAAUCUGAACCGUUAUUGACAUUCCUCAAAGAAAAAUUUUCAUUGGAAAUGAUAAAUGGCCGAAAUGAUCCGACGACCGAAAGAGGAACUACCAUUGAUGCAGUUUUUGUAAAAAAUAUUGAUAAAAUCGAACUGGAACAUUUUGUAUGUUAUUUUAGUUAUCACAAUCCACUUGUUAAUAUUUCCGACCGUGAAAAUGAUGUUUCAAUUAAGCAAGAAGUAUGUGAUUUUCAGGAUUGAUUGGCAAAAAAUCUAUUAUAUUCUCUUUGAUUUUCAAUUUGCCAUUAAGAAGUUUUAACUUUACUGCGCCCAGGGACUUCACACGCUAGUGAUUUUUUUUAUUAGACUUUUUCUCGGUUAUCACUAAAGCCCGUUCGCUCUUUUCGACCCUUUUCGUUGUCGGAUUCGUUAUUCCUUUUUUUAAGGAAUUUUUUAUAAUCAUUACGUUGCAAAAACGUCAUGAUAAUGACACCGUAAUUUAUUAGCUGUUAAAUUUGCAUAUGAAAGUAAAUCUGUGAUAAAUUGCUAAACUAGUAUAAGAGAAUUUUUUUAUUAAAUUGUGUUUCAACAAUUUAUAGCAGUGAUUUCGCUCAUAAAAUCAGUAAAAAUGUAGUUAUCUCUGCCUGUAAAUUGGAAGUUUCAAUCAGGAUUUUGUAGUUUUGGAUAUGACACUCAAAUAAAAACUAUUAGGCACGAAUAUUGUAUUGUCUUUUGAAAUAUCCUGAAUUAUGAAUGAGUUCUGCAUGAAUAAAAAUUUGAGUCUCGUGGUGUAAAAAUCGAGACAUUUUUUCAGUUGUCGAAAAUCCCUUCAUUGUUUACUUGUAUUUGUCAGAGAGUAUAUUUAUCAUUUUUGAAAGAACAAGGGGUUUGGUAUUUGUUUUGAUUUUCAUUUUCAUUUUUCCAACAAACAUAAGUAGAGCCACACUAGCGCUCGCGUUAUCGAACAAUUAGCGCUGCAAUGCUGAAAAUCAAUUUUGUUAUGGAGUACAAAUAUCAUAGAAAAAAGGAGUUGUGAUAUUAUCCUUGUUAUGUGAUCGUAAUUGGUAAUGAGGGGAAGAAGAAUGCGCUUGAGUUGCACCUGAUGGCGCACCACUGAUUUUGAGUAAGCUCAACUCAAAUGGAGGCUUUGAAUUCACAUCAGUGUAUUUAGUUGACUUAUCUGAAAAUACUAAAUGUGAGGACAGUCACACAUUUCCCUUUGAAUGAUUAAGAGGCUAUUUUAAAGGAUUGUUUAUUCAAAUCCACUAUUAGAAUUUAAUUCUGACUUGUAUAAAAGACUCAUCUUUUUGUAACCAGAGCUGUUGUCCUCUCCUUGUACCAAUCGAUUUCCAGUUUUUCGAUUAAAUUAGGCGUAACUUUUAAUUGUUUACUGGACUUUAAUUCUCAUUUAGGUAGAAAUAGAUUUCUGGAAGAUUUUCAUUCCUUCAUAAUUAAACUGAGGUCAAGACAGUAAAUAAUUCUGGAAAGAGUCCUUUAAUAUAGAGAAAAAAACAUUAUAUAAUGAUCACCGUCAUACAGAGCUAAUUAAUUGGAAUUGCGCGUUAUUGUUGUGGUACCAAUUAUGUGAAUAAGUCGAAGCAUUUAAAUUAUUUGCAUUAUUGUGUUCAUAUUCAUUCAGUAGCGUUAGAGGAAAGAUGAAUAUGCCAUUAAGCAAAUUGGCCUAUAGCGGCCUAGCCAGGUCUGAUAAAUAAAAAAUAAUAAUUAGAAUAUCAGACAAUAAUGAUAAAUCUAAUAGUUAGGGGGAGGGGAUAAGAAGUAAUUGAAGGAAAGAAUUGUAACGAGACUUGUG
Molecule: messenger RNA, 3370 nt
Organism: Diachasmimorpha longicaudata
Lineage: Eukaryota; Metazoa; Arthropoda; Insecta; Hymenoptera; Braconidae
Product: U6 small nuclear RNA (adenine-(43)-N(6))-methyltransferase
Exons: 3
Coding region: 157-1821 (554 amino acids)
Biological process (GO): rRNA base methylation
Cellular component (GO): nucleus
Molecular function (GO): 23S rRNA (adenine(1618)-N(6))-methyltransferase activity
Source: RefSeq, a predicted model, not a curated record